Messenger RNA from Frieseomelitta varia, 2466 nucleotides. It is a transcript of the gene repo, whose product is annotated as retinal homeobox protein Rx2. The record is from RefSeq and is a predicted model, not a curated record. Gene Ontology annotation, molecular function: DNA-binding transcription factor activity, RNA polymerase II-specific; sequence-specific double-stranded DNA binding. The transcript is spliced from 4 exons. NCBI's taxonomy places the organism in Eukaryota, Metazoa, Arthropoda, Insecta, Hymenoptera, Apidae. Gene Ontology annotation, biological process: regulation of DNA-templated transcription. Bases 362 to 1675 code for a protein of 437 amino acids.
AAGAAAAAAAGAAAUCUUUCUCGGUAUUAGAAAGUAUUUAAAGGAGAAAAAUAAAUAUAAAAUCGAAGUUUGUGAAACUGUUGAAAACGGACAAAUACGAAUUUAUAUUAGAGAUUGAAAGAAAGAGUAUAUAUUUAUUCUUAUUUAUUAAAAAGAAGAACCUUCUUAUUUAAUUGUGAUAAUGAAAUCGCGUGUCUUUUAAAAUGUCAAGAAUGUUUAAGAAACGAAUCGAUAAUUAUCUCAUGAUCAUUAUUUAACGCUAGAGAAAUAAUCUGGCAUUGUUAUUUGUUACUCGAAGAAUCGAAAAGAGAAAACAAUUGAUAUUUUCCAAUUUGUAAAAAGAAUUUUCAAUUUGUAAAAAAUGGACGGAGGUCCCUUCGAUGACCCAAUCUUCUCUGAUUUCGGUGGUCGAGGAGGUUCAGGGGUUCAUAGUAUUCAAGUGAUGCUUGGCCUUCAUGGUGGACAUCAUGGUGGUGAUUUAAUGCCCACUGGAGGCCAUCUUCACAAGUUGGACUCUUCCAACAGUCCGCCGCAUCAUCAAACGGCUCAUCAUCAUCUGCAACAACAACAGCAACAACAAAAGGAGCUGAAGGAAUUGGAAUUAGCUGGAAUGUAUGCACCUCUUCCUCAGACGCAAGAUGUUACCACGUCAACGUCCACCGCUGCGACACCGACCUCAACGACAUUACAGCAAGGUCUGCAGCUUGGAAAUCCUUUGAAAAGGAAACCAGAAGAUCCGAUGAACACUCUUGCCCCAGUCAGUAGUGAAGCUCAACCAGCUAAAAAAGAUUCCAAGAAGAAAACUGACAAUAAUGGAAUUAAAAAGAAAAAGACUAGAACAACAUUUACCGCUUAUCAAUUGGAGGAGUUGGAACGAGCGUUUGAACGUGCACCCUAUCCUGACGUCUUCGCACGGGAGGAACUGGCUUUGAAACUUGCUUUAUCAGAAUCAAGAGUUCAAGUUUGGUUCCAGAAUCGACGUGCAAAAUGGCGGAAGAGAGAGCCUCCACGCAAAACCGCCGGUUACAUGGCUGCUGGUUCAGCAAGUCCCGGUUUAUCAGGGUCAUUUACUUCGUUGAACAAUACUCUCAACCCCUUCGCUUCUCCAACGACAGCGACGGCACCACCAGAUGCCUGGGCGUAUUCUCCAGCGUACGAUCUGGCGCCACAUUUGAACUUACUUAGCCCGUCUAAUUCUCCAUACUCUACUUCUUUCGGUGGGCCAAGCAACAACGGAUCAGCAUACUCAUACGCAACGAUGCUUCCGCAACACGAUGUCUCAUUAUUCUCUACACCAUCUGGGAACACAAUGCGUGUUCACCAGGAUUACAUGAACGCCAGUAAUAGUCCACCACCUCCUCUAACUCGCAACGAUUAUCAGACUAUGGUGACUACGCACUCGUCACCAACUCAUCUAGCCAACUCCAUGUCCGAAGAGGAUCAUCAGCAAAAUAAACAACUGGAUUAUGUCAGUGGUCUUAGUCCAGCGGAUAAAUAUCAACACGAACAAUCUGAUUACACACAACAACAACAACAGCAGCAGCAGCAAGAUCAGAAACAAGAAUACGGGAUGCACUCACCACAAGGACGUCAAGGGAUGAAGGAGCAGGUGAUGGUGAAAAGCGAGCCAACCAGCCAACAGAACUACGUGCAGUUGCCUCCUUUUUUGAACUGACUCGAAACCUCCGAUUUAGAUUCACUGUAGAAAAAUUGGCGGUUCCGGUUUGGAAUAGAUCUUUCUUGGCAAAGGAAUAUCAGGACUAAACACAUAAGUGAUGUUUGGAAAGAUUUAUUAAUAUUUUGUUUACGCUGAAGAUGAUGAUAGAAGGCUUUGAGUUAAAUAGAAUUAUCAUAAUUUGUUAUUUUAAAAAUAGAAAGAAGUUUGAGAUUGGAGGUUUUUAAUAGAAUCUUUAAUAUUUUAAGAAAUCUUGAAAAUAAAGUCCUAUUCUCCAUACAGUUCCAUUUUUGUAUUAUAUAGUUUAAAAAGAUUUAUUGGAAUUUGUAUUAUAUAGUUUAAUAAGAUUUAUUGGAAUUAUAUUUUUAAAACAACAUUUAAUACUAAAAAUAUAACCAUUGAUUUUUCUUAGUACGAAAGUAGUCUCGAGAAUUUUUUUAUAAUAAACUUACAUAUAAGAAAUAAAAUAUUUUAAGGGAAGCAAUUAAUUGGAUGAGAGCAUUCAAGUGCCUUAAAAAUAUGGAUCUGUACAAGAUGUGAAUACUUUUGUAUUGUUUAUCCUUUGUUCACAAAUAUCGAGUGAAAAUGAGCAUUGCUAUGUUGUAUUUUAUUCAAGUAUUCUGUAGUGUAUAUUAAAUCAUGUACAUACAUGCAUAUCGAGAGUAUAAAAUAUUAUUUGAAUUUGUAAAAUUUUCUAUAAAAGUAUUUUGUGUAUGUUGUGCUCUGCUUACUUUUUCAUGUUUGUAAUUACUUGCAACUAAAUACACUUGAAAAUAAAAACAUGUAAUCAA